Molecule: messenger RNA, 1206 nt
Organism: Aspergillus heteromorphus CBS 117.55
Lineage: Eukaryota; Fungi; Ascomycota; Eurotiomycetes; Eurotiales; Aspergillaceae
Product: EXS domain-containing protein
Exons: 5
Coding region: 1-1206 (401 amino acids)
Cellular component (GO): cytoplasm; membrane
Source: RefSeq, a predicted model, not a curated record
AUGGGUCCUGAUCAACAUGCUCAAUUGGAUGCCUUCAGUCUCUUCCUCCCCUUCCCCUAUCGCGUGGCGGUAAUACUGCUGGCUGGUUUCUGGGGCUGGGGUGCCAACCUUCAAUACCUCUUCAAAGCGAACAUUGACGUUCCUGCCCUCAUCCGAUACCCAGCGCGUCAAUCGUCCAACCAACGGCCUCACUAUGCCUCCACCUACCAGCUGGCCACUAUCCUGACCGUCCCCCUCGCCCUCUCGCUCCUGAUCUUCUGGCCGGUCACCCAUGGCUCCGUACAACGGGUUGAGGCCCUAGACUUCAUCCCGCAGUCAUACUUCCUCAUAGGCCUUCUCAUCCUCAUCCUGCCCUUCUACCGGAUCGCGCGCUCCGGCCGAUAUCGGUUUUUCAUGACCCUGAAGCGUAUCGGCCUCGGCGGACUGGCAGAAGUGCAGGAUGGCAAGUUCGGGGAUAUCCUACUGGCAGAUGCUCUCACAAGCUAUGCCAAGGUCCUGGCGGACCUGGUUCUCACCUUCUGCAUGUUCUUCACGACAGAUAUAACCAGUACGUUCAAACCGGAUCGCAAGUGUCGGAACGAUUAUGUCGUCCCCAUCAUCAUCGCUUUCCCCAGUAUAAUUCGACUGCGACAAUGUUUGAUUGAAUACCUGCGUGUGCGUCGCGCCAGUCACAAGAAAGAGGGAGCGGGCAACCAGCACCUGGCCAACGCCUUGAAAUAUGCCACCGCGUUCCCCGUCAUCAUCCUUACGGCCCUGCUGAAGCAUUACAACCCCCUGGAUUUCUACGGUUACAGUGAGAUGAGUCUCUCGCGGCUUCUGUUCAUCUUUACGUUCAUCAACUCCGCAUAUUCCUUCUACUGGGACGUCACCAAGGAUUGGGACCUGACCCUCUUCUCCUCGGCGCGCCAGAGUCAUGAGUACCCCUACGGACUGCGCCGCCAUCGGUAUUUUACCGAUCAGCAAUACUACAUGGCCAUUUCCAUCGAUCUGGCCAUUCGCUUCUCCUGGCUCUCGAGAUACGUGCUCGGCUUUGUCUGGCUAAGUGACACAGAGUUCGGAAUCUUUGUGCUCAUGUUCCUCGAGGUCGCACGUCGGUGGAUGUGGAUUUUUCUCCGCGUCGAGACCGAGUGGAUCAGAAACAGCCGUGGUCCGGCCCCGGACGAUAUCCUCCUUGGCGAGUUCGGCGGCAAAUUGGACGCAGAUUAG